Messenger RNA from Dovyalis caffra, 2280 nucleotides. NCBI's taxonomy places the organism in Eukaryota, Viridiplantae, Streptophyta, Magnoliopsida, Malpighiales, Salicaceae. The record is from the annotation of a GenBank genome assembly.
AUGGCCGAACCACCGCCUCGCAAGCAUCAGGUAUCUUUAAGAGGAGCAAGUGCAAGGGAGAUUUCAAGAGACGCGCUUCUCGAGAAAGUCUCCCACGAAAGAGAGCUACGCAAUUAUGCUAGACGCGCUGCUGCUUCUGCCAUCUUUAUUCAGAGAGUUUGGAGACGAUACAUUGCGACAAAGAAAGUAGCAGUUGAGCUUCAAUUAGAAUGGGAAGCAGAAGCAGCAUUGGUGAAGAAUGAUUUAACAAUAAUGAGUGUUAGCUGGAUUUCCACUCGUCUUUUGAGAUCUUUCCUUUUCUUUGUUGACAUGUUAUCGACUCGGCAUCACCAGAUUCGUGAUGCAGAUAUACCGUAUUUAAGCAAGAACUUUUGUGCCUUGGCAUUGGGCUCACCUGAAGAGAGAAGAACAUGGACUUUUCAAGCUCAGAAGUUGGUUUCUCUUUGCUCAUUUAUCCUUGCUAAAUGUGAUAAAUCUCAUGAAAGGGCUCAAGAUAUCGUGGUUCUUACAUCUCUUGCAAUGCGUCUUCUUGUUGUCUUAACUGAUCAGAAGUGUUGGAAAAGCAUUGCCAACAAUAGUCCUAAGGAUGCAGAUGUAGCAUGGAAGGAUUUGGUCAGGUUUAUGGGAAGACCUAAAAGUGGGUUGUACAUAUCUAUUAGACGAUACAUUAACAAUUUGGACACUCUUUUUUGUUCACAAACAACCACUCUGGCGCAGACAGAUGAUAGAUUCUUGAUCACUGCAAGUGCAAUAACUUUAGCUCUAAGGCCAUUUCAUGUGACAAAUUUUGAUUUUAUUGGGCCUGACACAGUGGACAUGAAUUCUGCCCCUGUGCAGCACUGUUUGUUUCUACUCACAAUUCCCUGUCUCACUCAACGUCUGCCAGCUGUUCUUCUAGCUGCUCUGAAGCACAAGUCUAUUCUCUUACCAUGUUUCCAGACUCUAUUGAUAUUGGGAGAUGAUAGUUUAAAGGAGAUGUCAGAGAUGGAUCAGUUGAAAAUCCAGCAUUCUUCCAAAGCAAUUCCGCCAGUUGGUUGGGCACUUGCAAACACCAUUUGCCUAGCCACAGGGAGCGAGAAUGAUUUUAUGGAUCCUGGAGGGCUCAAUCAAGGACUAGACUAUUCAGUUUAUGUCCAGGUUGUGAUCAUUCUUGCCGAAAACUUGUUGUCAUGCCUUGAUGGUGGUGGAUGGACUGAAAAGGAGAACCAAUAUGCUCAGGUCAUGGCAGAAACAUCUGCAGAGCCCAUUGGUGAAGCUUUGUGCGAGAGUGAAACAUGUGCCUUAAAGAUGACAUAUGUGAGCUUACUCAGACCUGUUUGUCAGCAGUGGCAUCUUACGAAACUUUUGGCAAUGACAAAGAUGGAUGCCGAUAUUUACAGGGAUGAGACUUUGCCGGCCAAAACUCUGAAAUACUCAAGAAAGUUGGAUUUGCUCGGUAUUGCAUAUUUCUAUUCUUGCAUGCUCCGAAUAUUUGCAAUCCUUAAUCCCACAGUUGGGUCGUUGCCUGUUCUCAACAUGCUGUCAUUUACUCCUGGGUUUCCCGUUACUCUAUGGGAAGCAUUGGAAAAUUUACUUUUUCCUGGACAUAGAGACAUUUCUACGGUUAAUGAUUUUCACACAAGGAAAGUUUCAGCAAAUAAAAAUGAUGGGUUUCUCAGGAAACAACAAAAACAACCCAGUAGGGAUGGAGGUAAUAAGUUGGUCAGUGUACUCCAUAAACUUACAGGAAAGUCGCAAGCAGGGGUAGAUUACGGAGAUUCAGUUGAUGGGAAACCUAGUGCACAGGUCGAUGAGGAUUUGCAUGAUGUUUGGGAUGUAGAACCCUUGAGGUGUGGGCCACAAAAGAUUUCAAGGGACAUGUCAUGCCUUCUUCAUCUGUUCUGUGGUACCUAUUCACACUUGCUGUUAAUUCUUGAUGACAUAGAGUUCUAUGAAAAACAGGUUCCGUUCAUGCUGGAGCAACAGAGAAGAAUUGCAUCAGUGCUUAAUACCUUAGUAUACAACAGCUUGGCCCACAGUACAAGUCAGCAGGAUAGAUCCCUUAUGGAUUCUGCGAUCAGAUGUUUGCAUUUAAUGUAUGAAAGAGAUUGCAGGCAUCAGUUCUGCCCUCCUAUUUUGUGGCUUUCACCUGCUAGAAAGAGCCGGCCUCCAAUUGCAGUUGCUGCCAGAACUCACGAAGCUAUUUCUGCUAAUAUAAAAUCAGAUGACAUUUUGACUGUUCCAAGCAUGGGUUCUGUAAUCACCAUUACUCCACAUGUAUAUCCAUUUGAAGAAAGGUAA